Messenger RNA from Vanessa atalanta (red admiral), 1189 nucleotides. It is a transcript of the gene nudC, whose product is annotated as nuclear migration protein nudC. Gene Ontology annotation, biological process: protein folding. The record is from RefSeq and is a predicted model, not a curated record. Bases 162 to 1139 code for a protein of 325 amino acids. Lineage: Eukaryota; Metazoa; Arthropoda; Insecta; Lepidoptera; Nymphalidae. Gene Ontology annotation, cellular component: cytoplasm. The transcript is spliced from 8 exons.
GUCUGCCGGUAACUUCGUUUUGUUGGUGUUGCUGUUGACUGUUGUGUAUCUAAAGAAACGUGCGCAUGAAUUGCAUUUUAAUAUUAGAUUUAUAAGGUAGCGAUAAAGUAGUAUACGUAAUAGUGUUCGUCGUUUUAGAAAGAAAAGACUCAAUAUAAAAAAUGAGUAACGAUCCCGAAAAGUUUGAUUCCAUGCUUCUUGCAAUGGCACAACAACAUGAAGGUGGUGUAAAGGAUUUAUUGGGGACAAUAGUUAGUUUCUUAGCAAGAAAAACAGAUUUCUUUACUGGAGGAAAAGAUGGAGAGUGGGAGAAGAUAGUGAAAGACACAUUUUAUAAACAUGCAAAGAAGGCGCAAGAGGAGGCGGAUAAAAUUAAGAAAGAGAAAGAAGAAGCUGAUAGACGGCUUAAGGAUAUUCAGCAGAAAAAAGAACAGGAACGUUUAGCUCGAGACUUUGAACCGGCUACUGUGAAGGAACUUACAGAAGAAGAAGCUGUUGAGUUACAAGAAGAUAUUGAUAAAGAUGCAAAGAAUAAAAACGAAAAUGGCAGUGGUGAUGUUGCAGCUACUGACGCCGAAAUGGCAGAUGCAGCUGAGGAGGAUGAUCCUAAAGAAAAAGGCAAACUAAAGCCGAAUUCUGGCAACGGCUGUGAUCUUGAACAUUAUAGGUGGACCCAAACCUUGGAAGAAGUUGAGUUACGUGUACCAUUACGUCAAGUUCUUCGUCCUCGUGACCUGACGGUGAUUAUUAAUAAGCGGCACCUCAAAGUGGGAAUUAAAGGGCAACCGCUCAUCAUCGAUGGGGAAUUGGAUGCCGAUGUCAAAAUAGAAGAAUCCACAUGGGUGCUGCAGGAUGGACGUAAUUUACUCGUCAAUUUGGAAAAGGUUAACAAAAUGAAUUGGUGGAGCCGCCUCGUCUCGACCGAUCCCGAAAUAUCCACAAGGAAAAUCAAUCCAGAACCAUCAAAGUUAUCGGAUUUAGACGGAGAGACAAGAGGCCUAGUUGAGAAAAUGAUGUACGAUCAAAGACAAAAAGAAAGGGGACUACCCACCAGCGAGGAACAGAAGAAACAGGACGUACUUAAGAAAUUUAUGGAACAACAUCCGGAAAUGGAUUUCUCGAAGUGUAAAUUUAAUUAAAGAUGAUUAAAAACUUAUCCAAUUCUUCGAUGUCGAUAGCUCGCUUUAUU